Messenger RNA from Scheffersomyces stipitis CBS 6054, 795 nucleotides. RefSeq lists its product as uncharacterized. The annotation marks the transcript as partial. Lineage: Eukaryota; Fungi; Ascomycota; Pichiomycetes; Serinales; Debaryomycetaceae. The transcript has a single exon. The record is from RefSeq and is a predicted model, not a curated record.
AUGACGCCGAUUACUUGGUCGCUUUUAGUGUUAGCGCAAAGUUAUCUAGUUUUAUCCGAAGGUACAAAUACCAAUACAAACAAGGAAGUUCAUAAUAUGGAAUUUGUGAACGAAAUUGUUCGGCUAUUGGAACAGCAAGAGUUGCAAGUUCCCGUUAAGACAGUUACCUAUUACACCACUGUCACAGAGUCCCUUGUGCCAACUUCGGCUGUUAGCCGCUUACCUUCUCCCACAAACAACACCGUAGAGAUAUUGCCAAUUGACAACAAAAACAAUACCGAAGCAACGUUUCCAGGUAUCCAACUUGGGAACUGGACCUACAACCACCUCAACCAAACCCUUCUAAACGAUUCAGCACCUUAUUCUGCUCUCGUCAAGAGUCCACGCAAGCAUUUCGCAGCCGGACUCUACUUAGAGAAGGAGGUCAGCAAAGACGGCGACGAUUGCGAGGAUGAAAUCACAGAAUCAGAAGAUGACUGUGAAGAGGAGGAAGAGGAGAAAAAGAAGAAGUUCUGGUUCUUGCCAUUUUCCAUCAGUAGUCUCAAAAGGUCCAAUUCAACCCAGAAAGUUAUGAUUGCUUCGUCUUCGUUAGUUUCGCCAGCAGUCGAAGGAACUCACAAUUUAUUCAAGUCUAACACUACUUCUAUUACGAAUACUUCUGUUCCUGUCGAACUACAUCCCAACAUUGGAACCAGUAACUAUACAAAGGACCCGCCUAGUUAUCGCAAUUUCACUUUCAUGAGGGACUACUACAGCCACAUCUCAGGUUCCAGUGCAACAUUUGCUACUUUCAAU